Pediculus humanus corporis (human body louse) is the source of this 1107-nucleotide messenger RNA. Its product is annotated as zinc transporter, putative. Lineage: Eukaryota; Metazoa; Arthropoda; Insecta; Psocodea; Pediculidae. The transcript has 7 exons. Bases 1 to 1107 code for a protein of 368 amino acids. Gene Ontology annotation, molecular function: zinc ion transmembrane transporter activity. Gene Ontology annotation, cellular component: plasma membrane. The record is from RefSeq and is a predicted model, not a curated record. Gene Ontology annotation, biological process: response to zinc ion; zinc ion transmembrane transport.
AUGGUCAUUAAUAAAAAUAAUGAUUUUAGAGUGAAAAGGUUAGAAUUUUUAACUAAAAUAUCUACGCAAGAGUUUAAAGGACCCAACUAUGGCAUGGACGGAAGAACGGAUGCUUCAACAAACUUCAAUUCGGGUAAAAAAAUAUUUUAUUGCAUACACGAAAAUGAACAUUGUCACAACAACCAAUUGCCUGAAGUAGAUAAAGUUGCCAGAAGGAAACUCAUAAUAGUUUCAGUUCUGUGUGUGAUGUUUAUGAUUGCUGAAGCUGUUGGAGGAUACUUAUCGAAUAGUUUGGCAAUUGCUACGGAUGCAGCACAUCUAUUAACGGAUUUUGCCAGUUUCAUGAUAAGUUUAUUUUCACUUUGGGUCUCUUCAAGACCUGCAACGAGAAAAAUGUCAUUUGGAUGGUAUAGAGCUGAAGUUAUAGGUGCUUUAACUUCCGUUUUAUUGAUAUGGGUAGUAACUGGUAUAUUGGUUUAUUUGGCAAUACAAAGAGUUAUUAGUGAAACAUUUGAAUUGGAUGCUCAACUCAUGCUCAUAACUUCCGCCAUUGGUGCUGUUAUCAAUUUAAUAAUGGGACUUUCCCUUCAUUAUCACGGACAUUCACAUACGGAUUCGAAAAAGGAAAAUAUUAAUGUGAGAGCAGCUCUUAUUCACAUCAUUGGAGAUUUUAUACAAAGUUUUGGCGUUCUUGUUGCAGCUUUAAUUAUAUUUUUCAAACCAACGUGGAUUAUUGUUGAUCCAAUUUGCACUUUUUUGUUUUCAAUUCUUGUUAUAAUAACGACUUUUGCAAUUAUUCAAGAUACCAUAAAUGUGUUAAUGGAAGGAUUACCAAAAGGAAUUGAUUUUGUACAAGUAACAGAAACUUUUUUAAGCAUUGAAGGAGUUGUAAAAGUUCACAGUUUAAGAAUAUGGGCUUUGAGUUUGGAUAAAAUUGCACUUUCUGCUCAUCUUGCCAUUAAACCAGGAGUUAAUCCUCAAAAAAUACUCACCACUGCUUCAAAAUGCAUAAGAUCUAAAUAUAACUUUUUUGAAAUGACACUACAAGUUGAAGAAUUUCAAGAUAAAAUGGAUCAUUGUUUUCAAUGUCAGAUGCCUGAAAAAUAA